Molecule: messenger RNA, 2993 nt
Organism: Zeugodacus cucurbitae (melon fly)
Lineage: Eukaryota; Metazoa; Arthropoda; Insecta; Diptera; Tephritidae
Gene: Ugt316A1
Product: UDP-glycosyltransferase UGT4
Exons: 5
Coding region: 608-2557 (649 amino acids)
Molecular function (GO): UDP-glycosyltransferase activity
Source: RefSeq, a predicted model, not a curated record
GUUUACAAACGCCGUGAACUGUUGCCAAUUUCUGUGCUUAUAUUUUUAUCUAAUUUGGUUCACUUUUGCUUUCGUCGCAUUUUUCAGUGCACACUGCCGUUUAUUAUCAUUAAGUCGAACUUAUUGAAUAAAAUGAGUUAAUUGAACUGCAACAACAGUUAAUUGUAUGCAAAUAUUAAGAAAAAAGUUGAAUGUUGUUGAGAAAGUUAAAAGAAAUGUUUAAAGUGCGAAAUAUAACAGCAAGAAAUUGCAAAAACCAAUGAACAACAAACACACAUGCAAAUAUACAACUUGCCAAACGUGCAUUGUACUUGCUGGAUAUUUGUAUUUAACAGAGCAGGACGAAUCAAUGAGUCCGUAGAACCGGAAUUACAACACCCACAUAUAAGUGGUACAUUGCGACUAUAGUUUCUACUAACAAUACAAAAAAGUAAAGCGAUUUUGCCAAACUGGAUAUAUCGAUAAUUUUAUUGCGAAAAAUUUACAACAGCAAAUUAGUCAAACUUUAGCACAUCAUAGGGUGUAGUGCAAUAAAAGGUACUAAGGUCAAAGGGGCGACAAACCAAUGUACUGCUUCGUCGUUAAGCAAAGCGCAAUAAUUUAAUUAAUGGCGAAGGUACUCACUGCGGUGGCAUUGCUGUAUUUGCUCAGUGCGCCGCUGCACUUUGUAUAUGGCACGAAUGUGCUUGCCCUGCUGCCUAGCGUCUGGAAGUCACAUUAUCUGUUUGGCAAACGUCUACUACAACAACUGGUGGAAUUGCAGCCCAACUACUCAGUUACAUUGAUAAGUCCACAUGCCGAAGAGUAUCCAGUGCAGCAGAAAAUACGCGAAAUACGUAUUGAAGGUUUACGUGAGAACUGGGAGGAGAUGGGUUUGCCCUUCGAUGUGGAGCAGUCACGGCAACGCUCAAUUAUGGAGCAUUUUACGCGUUUAAUGUAUGCCGGUGCGACAAAUGUCGAUUUGUUGCUCGGCGAUGAGAAGGUGCGAAAAUUAGUGCGUAGCGGCGAAGAGUUCGAUUUGCUGCUAGUUGAUCUAUUCCUCAGCGAUUCGCUUUUAGGCUUAGCACAUUACUAUCAAAUACCCACCGUUGUAAUCAGUCCCACCGGCGCAAAUACAUGGCUCAAUCAAAUGACCGGAAAUCCACAAAGCUCAGCACGUGAUCCCAGCAUAUUCUUGCCCUAUUCGGAGCGCAUGGGUUUAUGGCAACGUAGUGUGAAUACUCUAAUGGGGCUAUUUGAAAAGUUAACCUACAACUUUUUUUACAUGAUCUCGCAAGAAGCCGUUUACACGAAACACUUUCACACAUUAUGUCAGCUUGCCAACGCUACGUUACCACAUCACCGCGACCUAACCAAGAAUCUUAGCCUCGUUUUAAUUAAUUCACAUCCUAUUGUGCAAUAUCCGCGCGCUUACUUGCCAAAUAUGCUGGAAAUUGCUGGCGCACAUUUGCAGGGCACACAAAAGUCCAACGAACUGCCAGCGCAUAUUGCUUACUUCAUAGAAUCCGCACCAAAGGGCACGGUUUACAUAAGUCUAGGCGCCGAUGCGCGCACCGCAGAUUUGUCGCAUGAAAAACUCGACACACUCUUUGAUGUCAUUACAGACCUAAAGGAUUAUAAUUUCCUAAUCAAGUGGGAGGAAACAAAAUUUUAUACAAAACUACCGAAGAAUGCAAUGAUAGCCGAAUGGUGGCCACAGGAAAGCAUUUUAUCCCAUUCCAAAGUCAAAGUGUUCAUUAGCACUUGUGGUCUCAUGAGUAUUAUCGAAUCCAUAAACGGACUCACACCCAUACUUGCCAUACCGAUUUUCCCGGAGCAGGAAGUGAGCGCGCGUCGCUUACAGCAGCUGGGCAUCGGUCAAAUGAUCUCCUUCGAUGCUUUUAGCUAUGAUGCACUCUCAAUGAAUAUACAAAAGUUGGCCACACAUCGCGCCUAUGCGCAGCAAGUGGCUGAAAUGCGUCUGCUGCUGAACUCCACAUACGGCACUCCCAUUGCCAGGAGCAUACAUUAUAUUGAGCUGAUUUUGAGUAGCGCAGGCGGCGGUGACUUUCUCAAAUCACACGCCAAUGAGUUGAACUUUAUGCGCUCGGAGUUAGUGGAUGUGCUGGCCAUAAUUUUUCUGGGUUUGUUUGUGAUUAUCGCAGUGCCAUUUUUAGUUACCUGUUGUAUACUGCGACGUUCGUACAUCAAUCAGACAGCGCUACAAGCGGCGGCGACUGCUGGUGGUGUUGGCCAUCGUGCGACUUUGAAGGUGAUUGGACGCACCAAUUCGACAAGUGGUGUUGCGGCAGUUACCGAUUCACCGAUUUUGGAUUGGCACCGGCGCAGCAGUGCCGCACAGGCUACGGGUGUACUCAAACCACCAUCGUCGCCUUCGGCUUCGUCUACCGCGUCGAGCAUUUCCGCAGUGUCCACGGCCUCGUCAGCAGCAUCUUCGGUUGGUGGUUCGCCGCAUACACAAAAUGAGCUGGGCGGAGGUGGCGGUGAUGGUGUCACGAAGCGUGAGAAGUUCGCACGACAAGCGGCCAUGAAGUCGUUAUCGCAAAAAACCGAUUAAAAUACUUCGUUUACUACGUAACAAGUUGCAUUCAUACAUAUAGUCUUAAAUUUAAGUAAAAAGAAAUUGCUUCGCGCGUUUAAUUAUAUUUUAUAUAUUUCGCUUUUGUUGGUACUUAAGCUGUUUACACACUCGUGGUGGGGUCACAUGCGCUAAUUGUUGGUGUUAGCCAGUUUUUAGUAUCUUUUUUGUUGUAACGUGUUUUAACGCUGUUUUUAAAGUGUUCUCGUAUAUUAUUUUAAUUUUUGGUUUUUACCCUCGCUUUCAAUAUCACAAAUAUACACAAUUCAAUUGAAAUGUUUUAUUAUAUACGUACUCGUAUUUAUUGUUGUUGCAUAUACAAUUAAUUUAAGCUAAUUAAAUAUAUACAUAUAACUUCAUGUUCGCAAAGUUUGUGUUAGUUUACCCAAAAAAUGAUAAUUAACAAAAAAGAUCA